ACCAGCCGGUACCGGGGCGGAGCAGGGCGGCCGAGCCUCUCGGGGCAUCCCUGGGGCGCGUCCCGGCCCCACCGACGCUGCCCGCCGCUCCGAGCCCAGCCCAGCCGCGCCGAGCCCAGUCGCCCCGGUGCCGCCGCCCUCCCCGGGGCGGGGAGGCGGGUCCCGCCGCGAUGCGGCUGCCCCUGCGCCGCCGCUGUCGCCCGCCCGCCGCCGCCGCUGCCUCCUGAGCGCCGCCGCAGUCAUGGAGCGGAGGGCGGAGGCGCCGCCGCCGCCACAGGGCCUGGACUUCACCGUGGAGAACGUGGAGAAGGCUCUCCAUCAGCUGUAUUACGACCCAAGCAUCGAGAACAAGAACUUGGCUCAGAAAUGGCUGAUGCAGGCUCAGGUCUCUCCCCAGGCCUGGCACUUCAGCUGGCUGCUUCUCAACAUGGACAAGGUGCCCGAGAUCCAGUACUUUGGUGCCAGCGCUCUCCACAUUAAAAUCUCCCGUUACUGGAAUGACAUCCCAGCUGACCAGUACGAGAGCCUCAAGUCGCAGCUCUUCACCCACAUCACCCGCUUUGCCAGCGGCUCCAAGAUCGUGCUGACCCGGCUGUGCGUGGCACUGGCCUCCCUGGCCCUCAGCAUGAUGCCAGAGGCUUGGCCCUGCGCCGUGGCAGACAUGGUGCGCAUGUUCCAGGCAGAGGACUCCAACGUGGACGGGCGAGCGCGGUGCCUGGCGCUGCUGGAGCUGCUGACGGUGCUGCCCGAGGAGUUUCAGACCAGCCGCCUCCCGCAGUACCGCAAGGGCCAGGUACGCAGCGUCCUGGCGCAGGAGUGUGGCUCUGUCUUCCCCUUGCUGGAGCAGCUGCUGCAGCAGCAGGACUCCCCGGGUUUCAUCAAGCAGAAGGUGUUGAAGUGUUUCUCCAGCUGGGUGCAGCUGGAGAUCCCACUGAUGGACUGUGAGAACCUGAUCCAGGCAGCGUUCACCUCCCUACAGGACCCGGAGCUCUUUGACACAGCGGUGGAGGCUGUUGUCAAUGCCAUUUCCCAGCCCGAUGCCCAGAGGUACGUGAACACCCUCCUGAAGCUCAUCCCCCCUGUGCUGGGGCUCCAAGAGCAGCUGCGCCAGGCGGUCCAGAGCGGGGACAUGGAGACAUCACAUGGGAUCUGUCGCAUCGCUGUGGCCUUGGGGGAGAACCACUCCCGGGCCCUCCUGGACCAGGUGGAGCACUGGCAGAGCUUUCUGGCCCUGGUCAACAUGAUCAUGUUCUGCACUGGCAUCCCUGGGCACUACCCUGUCAAUGAAACCACCAGCUCCUUGACGCUCACCUUCUGGUACACGCUGCAGGAUGAUAUCCUCUCCUUUGAGCCAGACAAGCAGGCAGUGUACCAGCAGGUCUAUAGGCCUGUCUACUUUCAGCUGGUGGAUGUGCUGCUGCACAAAGCCCAGUUCCCCUCCGAUGAAGAGUAUGGCUUCUGGUCUUCAGAUGAGAAAGAGCAGUUUCGGAUAUACAGGGUGGACAUCUCUGACACGCUGAUGUACGUGUAUGAGAUGCUGGGUGCUGAGCUCCUGAGCAGCCUCUAUGACAAACUGGGACGCCUCCUGACCAACACAGAGCAGCCAUCCACAUGGCAGCACACAGAGGCCUUGCUCUACGGCUUCCAGUCCAUCGCUGAGACCAUCGAUGUGAACUACUCCGAUGUGGUGCCGGGGCUGAUCGGCCUCAUUCCCCGGAUCAGCAUCAGCAACGUGCAGCUCGCCGACACCGUCAUGUUCACUAUCGGGGCCCUGUCGGAGUGGCUGGCUGAUCACCCCGUCAUGAUUAACAACGUGCUGCCACUGGUGCUCCAGGCCUUGGGCAACCCUGAGCUCUCCAUCUCUAGCGUCUCCACCCUGAAGAAGAUUUGCCGGGAGUGCAAGUACGACCUGCCGCCCUAUGCUGCCAACAUUGUUGCUGUGUCACAGGAGGUGUUGAUGAAGCAGAUUCACAAGACAAGCCAGUGCAUGUGGCUGAUGCAGGCUCUUGGUUUCCUGCUCUCUGCGCUGCAAGUGGAGGAGAUCUUGAAGAACCUGCACUCUCUGAUCACCCCCUACAUCCAGCAGCUGGAAAAGCUGGCUGAUGAAACGCCCAAUCCCUCCAACAAGCUGGCCAUCAUCCACAUCCUGGGCCUGCUCUCCAACUUGUUCACCACCCUAGACAUCAGCCACCAUGAUGAUGACCAUGAAAGCACUGAGGUCAAGAAGCUGCCAGUGCAGCAAGGACCCAACCCCGUGGUGGUGGUUCUGCAGCAAGUCUUCCAGCUCAUACAGAAGGUUCUCAGCAAGUGGCUGAAUGAUGCCCAAGUGGUGGAGUCUGUCUGUGCCAUCUUUGAGAAGUCCGUGAAGACCCUCCUGGAUGAUUUUGCCCCCAUGGUGCCCCAGCUGUGCGAGAUGCUGGGGCAGAUGUACAGCACCAUCCCUCAGGCCUCUGCCAUCGACCUCACCCGGCAGCUGGUUCACAUCUUUGCCCAUGAGCCUGCCCACUUCCCUCCCAUCAAGGCCCUCUUCUUGCUCGUUACCUCAGUCACGCUGACCCUCUUCCAGCAAGGGCCCAGGGAUCAUCCUGAUAUUGUUGAUUCAUUUAUGCAACUCCUGGCACAGCUUGCUCCUUCUGUGAAGCCCCUGGUGAAGUAAUGCAUCUUCCAGAGCCGCAGCAAGUUUGGACCCAACACUGUGUCAUGGUGGAGACUUUCCCACUUCCUUGACCACCUGCUCCUGUGGUUGAUCACCUUGGUGGAAAUACAAUCUUCCUUGUUUCAAAUCUGGCUUCUCCUUGCAGGCAGUGUUUUUGUCAUCUGUUUCUGCCAGCAAGUACUCUGCUACCUUCUGACAACUCAGAAGAAGCUCCUACCUCAUGAUACCUGCAUGUCAGCCUUCUGUCACCAGCUGACAGGGAGGCAUCUCUCUGUGUGACAGGUUUUCAGUUGACUUUACAGUAUAUUUAUUUGGGCUUGGUUGCAGCCUGUGGCACUGCCCAGUUGGUGUGGCUGAUCAUUUUGCCACCAUGUUAAUUGGCAAUCCCCUCUUGACAAUGGCUGGCUGACCACAAGAGCAUCCUGACCUAAACCAAGUGUCUUACAGAUGCUGGAGACACUGAGGUUACUGUUGCUACUCGAAGCUGAGUAUAGAAUAACCAGCUGCAUGGAGUGGUGCCAGCACAGUAGUGUGUGUGCUUCCCAUUGUGUGUAGGUUUUUAGGGCUCUCCAGCCUGUCACCCCAUUGGCACAUCUCCCCACCAUGGUCCUUGGGAGCACUGCGGUGACCUCCCCUGACCAGGAGCCCAGGGGCAGACUGGGCAAGUGCAGCCUUGCUGGGAGAAGAUGCAGGACUGACUGUCUGUGAUGGCCCAACCACCACUAUCUCCCACCUUCCUCCCUUCUUGGGCUGGUCCACGCUGCAUGCAGCAGUCUUUGAGCCCUCUCCACCAUGACUGCUCAAGCCAGAGUCACAGAGCCCCAUGGAGGAAAUGAGCUCAGCAUCCCCUUUUCCCUGCAGACAGGGGCUGACUGCUCCUCCCUGGCCCUGGUGCCUGACCAAGCUCAAGUGCCCUUUCCAAAGCUGGAGGCUCUGCUCCACCAGGCAUGUGGUCUGGGAAGAGGUGAUGGUGCUGAACACAAAUGCUUGAUCUGUGUGCUCUGGAGAGCUGCAGAAACUGGCUGUGCGGCCCCCCAUUGUCCCCAGUCUGCUGGAGGAGUGGGGUUUGGUGUCCCCUCCAUGCCUGCCUGCCUCUGAAGAGCCAGGCACAGAAGAGAAGUCUGCUUUGAAGACCUGUCUGGUGUUCUCCAAGCUGCUGUGGAGAAGAACUUCAUGUCCUUUCUGUGCCAGCCCUUGCCAGAGAACCAGUGCCUGCCUCUCCAGUGGAUGCUGCAGCAGAGGAUUUAAGAGGAUGUUUGAAAGCAUUUAAAGACCUGUUCCCAUCCCACAGCAUAUGAGCAGGGCUGCUUCUGCAGGAGAUGCAGAGGACAGGCUGGCAGUAAGGGGCCUCAGAGCUGCAGCAAGGUUGCUGGUGCUGGGAAAGAGCAGCUGGACCUACUUGGUGCCACUUGCUAAUGGGAGAAGCUCCACGGGGCCCCCAUUUCACCAGGGUAAAAAUAAUCUCUUUCUACAUUAGACAUGCACAUGUGCCCAAGUUGAGCUGGCACACUGUGCUCCCUUGGUGGAGGUGUCCUACAGGAUGGAGCCCUCCCAAACCAGGGCACGCUUUCCUCCAUGGCACUGAUGGAGCGAGCAGGUGCUCCAGCGAGCCUGCAGGAGAGCUUGGGGGCUGCCACAUGUCUGGUUUGGCUGGGAGAAGGAUCGUGCAGGUAGGUGGCAAAUGGAGCAUAUUGGAAGACCCUUGGGCCAUCAUGCAGGACACAGUUUAAAACCAAUUCCUUGUAUGGCAGGGUAGAGGAACCUGCAGCUUGGGUGGAAUCACGGGAGCCACCUGCCUUCAAGCAGCGUGCUGCUGGGGGAGAGGCUUGUAGUCACUGCUGUGGUGCCCAGACUGGGGCUGGGGCAGUGGGAUUAGUCCCCCGUGGUGAAAACUGCAAUAUCAAUGUGUCUUGCAAGCAUUGCCUGGUAUGGAGCCAACUAGAUAGUGGCAACCAUGAUAAGUGGAUGCAUUUCUAAACCAUUGCCCAAGCACUAGCUAGCCUUCUGGUGUUGGUGCCAGCACAUCAGGAAAGAUGGUGCACACAUGGACACAGGUACAGUGUAGCCCUGAUCACCCCCAAAUGAAGGUCUACUAGGUUGGAUGGAGCUCUGAGCAACCUGAUCUAGUGAGUGGUGUCCCUGUCAAUGCAGGGGAGUUGGAUCUGGAUGAUCUUUAAGGUCCCUUCCAACCCAAGCCAUUCUAUGAUUCUAUAAUCUAGCAGAGAAGCAGGUCCCUGUGAUUGUGCCCCCAUUUGGUACCACAAUGCCUUUGGUGACCAAACCCAAGUCCUCUCUUCCAGUGUGUGAUAGAAAGACUCAGAAAGGGAACAGGAUAACCCUGAAACCUGCUACUUGGCUUUGUGGUCUCCAGCAUAUGUUCUCUGCACCAGACAGAUGGCUGUGGGCUUUCCCUGGAGAGGGAGGGGUGGGAAAUGAGCCUGUUUUGUUCCAAGUAGAUACCAUGGUUCUGGGCAGUUGGCUGUGCACUGCUGGUUGAAAGCUGUCCCUGCUUUAUGCCAGGGAGCAGGCUUGGAGGAAGGUGGUGGUCCUGCACACAACUCAGCCUGAGGGCUGCCUGCCCUGGUAUCCUGCUCUCUGAGCUCCAGGCACAGAGCGGGGCUGCAGCUGUGGCUGCUGUCCCCAGUGUCACAGUGACAGUAGGGCAGGAUGUGUGACUGCCAUCUCCAGUGCUGGCCUGCAGCAGUGGGAAUGGUGGCAUUGGUGGUAAGGCAGAAACGCUUCCCAUGGAAUGGCAAGUGCAGACUGAAAUGUUUCUGUCCAAUAACUGCCCAGUGCCAGCAGCAGGGGACCAAGCCACUGCAGGGAGUGCCACAGCUCAGGGUGUCCCCAGUGGCAGUGCCUGAGUCCCACAGUGGCUGGUGGGAUUAUCAAGUGGGAGAAUAAAAACCCAAAGCUUUUCUGAUGUCAGACAUGCUGCUCAGGAACUGCCAACCAAUGUUGACAUCUUGUCUGUGCCCUGGAGCCCAAGCAAAGUGAGCUGCUGGCACAGUCUGGGAAAUACUGCUUAUACCAGUAGCUGUGACCCCAGGGACACCAACAUCGUCAAGAGGAGAGGAGCAAAGCACAGAGGUGGCUCUGGUCUCUUGUCCUGGGAGCACUGCUGCUACCUGGCUGGCUCGGGUCCAGGAGCUGGUGGGCCCUGAGUAUAGCAAACAGCCUGGCUGAUUGACUUUUCUUUGGGGGGGAGGGGCUGAGAAGAAAGUGUUGGUUUCCUGCUGUACUGUGUGAAUCUGCCCUUUACCAGGGGUGUGCUCAGGUAAGUGCAUCCAGGCAGAGGCUGUCUGGGGCACCAGGUUCCUCAGAGACGUCCUGGCUGCCUCUGCAGCGCGGGGUUUAUGCUGCCUGUCUGUGUGCC
Apus apus (common swift) is the source of this 6032-nucleotide messenger RNA. It is a transcript of the gene IPO13, whose product is annotated as importin 13. Gene Ontology annotation, biological process: protein import into nucleus. Gene Ontology annotation, molecular function: small GTPase binding. The coding region runs from base 242 to 2656 and encodes 804 amino acids. Gene Ontology annotation, cellular component: nuclear membrane; cytoplasm. NCBI's taxonomy places the organism in Eukaryota, Metazoa, Chordata, Aves, Apodiformes, Apodidae. The record is from RefSeq and is a predicted model, not a curated record. The transcript has 16 exons.